AUGAAUACUCACGAGUUUAGUUAUAAUACAUGCAACAGAUAUGUGCAACAAGUGGACAGACCAGCAGCUUUGAUCCCGGCUGUGUACGGGGAGCACCAGCACCAAAGUUUCUGCUCUAACGACCGAGUUAUGCUUCCUCCCCUAUCGUCGCUCCUGCAAAUACCUUCUUACCAAGAUGGCUCCUUCUCAACGCCUCGGCUGUCCGAGACUCAUUACAUGACGCCCAAGCUCGCAUCUGUGCCAAAUUACAGCGUGAAAGGAAUGCAGUCGCCACUAACGCCGACGGCAUCAUCGGUUAUGAACAACGCUAUACAGCAGCCCGGGUCGGCUUCCUACUUUACAUUGGAUACCACGCUCCGGAAGGUCCAUGAUGAUGUUUCGAAUACAACUUAUCACACAUCACCAGCUUUUCGCGUUACGUCAAAACGAAUUGUUGACUGGCGGAAAUAUGAUCCCAAGAAAACCUGUCCACUGUGCGGCAGGCAGUGUACCAGGCCCAGCACAUUAAAGACACACAUGCUUAUCCACACAGGAGAGCUCCCAUUCCAAUGCAGCUGGACUGGCUGCGGGAAGCGCUUCAACGUCAGGAGCAAUAUGAAAAGGCACUUUAAUUCACACAAAAGAAAACUCGCCAAGGAAAAUGGACAAUUGAAUAGUAGCAUCGCGCAGUAA
This is a messenger RNA of Eremothecium sinecaudum, 672 nucleotides long. RefSeq names its product C2H2-type zinc finger protein. The transcript has a single exon. Bases 1 to 672 code for a protein of 223 amino acids. Lineage: Eukaryota; Fungi; Ascomycota; Saccharomycetes; Saccharomycetales; Saccharomycetaceae. Gene Ontology annotation, biological process: regulation of transcription by RNA polymerase II. Gene Ontology annotation, molecular function: RNA polymerase II cis-regulatory region sequence-specific DNA binding; DNA-binding transcription factor activity. The record is from RefSeq and is a predicted model, not a curated record.